GGUCGCGUUCGCGCAAUGCUCAGCACGAAACUUUGCGCGGGAGGUUUCGCGCCAUCUUUCGGAGAGGUUCGUCCCCUCCAUUUAAGCCGAGCGUUCGUCCCUACCUCUUCUUCAGCAGCGUCGUUCCUGAGCUCUUCACUGCCCAACUGCUUUCACACCCAUCACCGUAUUCUUCAGCGACUGAAAAUGGUGGAGAACGUGACAGAGAUCGAAGGGCCGUGCCCCAAGAUCCCGAAGAUCCACGAGAAUGGGGCCGUGGGAGCAGCCGCCAAGGAGCCGGUCUCUCUGCUCAGGGUGAAGAAGCUCUCCGAGAAGGCCGUCUUGCCAUCGAGAGCGUCCCCUCUCUCCGCGGGCUACGAUCUUUCGAGCGCGGCUGAGACGACAGUGCCGGCGAGAGGAAAAGCGCUCGUCCCUACCGAUCUGAGCAUCGCGAUACCGGAAGGGACAUAUGCUAGAAUAGCGCCGAGAUCGGGUUUGACAUGGAAGCAUUCGAUCGACGUUGGUGCGGGGGUGAUCGAUGCGGACUACAGAGGUCCGGUUGGGGUGAUCCUGUUCAACCACGCCGACGUCGACUUCGAAGUGAAGGUGGGCGACAGGAUCGCGCAGCUGAUCAUCGAGAAGAUCAUGACCCCCGACCUCAUCGAGGUCGAGGACUUGGACUCAACUUUGAGGGGCGAGGGCGGGUUCGGGUCGACGGGGGUGUGAAGCCUUGUGCUUGGUUUCGGCUGUUUACAUUGUUCUCUAUUUGUUUGUCGUCAAUGGGUUUUAGGACGUGUCUUGUCU
Messenger RNA from Syzygium oleosum, 783 nucleotides. RefSeq names its product deoxyuridine 5'-triphosphate nucleotidohydrolase. The record is from RefSeq and is a predicted model, not a curated record. The coding region runs from base 16 to 705 and encodes 229 amino acids. Lineage: Eukaryota; Viridiplantae; Streptophyta; Magnoliopsida; Myrtales; Myrtaceae. The transcript is spliced from 3 exons. Gene Ontology annotation, biological process: dUMP biosynthetic process; dUTP catabolic process. Gene Ontology annotation, molecular function: dUTP diphosphatase activity; magnesium ion binding.